AUGGGCCGAGAUCCCGAGUCUGUGCAACGACAAAAGACGCCACAGACCCAAGAGACCAUUGCAGCCCAGAGUCUGGAGACAAGAGGAUCCUCGCACAGCUGCCUCCGGGAACGCCUGCAACGGAUGCUAGUUGACAGUUGGCGGUGUUUGGCGAGCCUGGGAGCCUCCUUGGCCAUCGGUGUGAAUAUGGAGUACCUGCCCAACAUCCUCUGCGGGUGUGACGCGAAUAAUUCGAGGUCUGGCGUACGAGAACGCAAAAUGUUGACUUGUGCUCAACGUAACGUCGCUCGCCUCGUUGAAAGAGUCUUGACGCACCGAUUCCUCGGAAAAGCGAUAACCCCAAAGAGGACAAACCCUCGAAAAUGGGCGAUAUUCUGGGUUUCUCAGACCAAGGAGAUGGUGUGUCCCCGAGUCCCUCUGGGGACUGCGCAGAUGCGGCGCAAUCCGGAAAGCCAUCGCCAAUCCAAGUCACAAACAUUUCUUUCCCAUUCGUGAUGUCACCUUUUUCGAUGGAUCCGUUGCUCGGUGGGCCAGUGCUCUCCUCGCGAUCUGACAGCCGCUCCGGUUCGAUCAAUGGCGAUCAUCCAUAAAACCACGGACAGACUCGCUGAGUAGAUUUCCACUCUCUUUAAUGCACAUCUCCGGAAUGCAGCCCAUUUUAUUAGCUGUCUUUGUGGAUACAUACGCGAUGAUGCGCCCAGGAAUUCAAAUCGCUGAGCAGAACAGAGUAUUUACUCAGAGCUCUCCAUACUAAUGUAUCGACGAAGCCUGCUUCGGGAAUCCAGGCUCAUCGACGGUGGAGGUGAUUAGCUUCUAUUACUCCGUACAGCAGCUUCAGAUAUUUGAAAGAGGCCUCCGAAACUAAGGAAAACAUUGUGUGACAUAAGUUAUUCUCGUCUUAAUCGUUUCUCCCGCAGGAGAUCGGGCACAUCAGGAAGUGCCGGGCAUGAUUCCUGCGCUU
Messenger RNA from Coccidioides immitis RS, 961 nucleotides. RefSeq lists its product as uncharacterized. The transcript has 2 exons. Bases 1 to 495 code for a protein of 164 amino acids. NCBI's taxonomy places the organism in Eukaryota, Fungi, Ascomycota, Eurotiomycetes, Onygenales, Onygenaceae. The record is from RefSeq and is a predicted model, not a curated record.